Messenger RNA from [Candida] anglica, 1077 nucleotides. NCBI's taxonomy places the organism in Eukaryota, Fungi, Ascomycota, Pichiomycetes, Serinales, Debaryomycetaceae. The record is from the annotation of a GenBank genome assembly.
AUGUUUCGAUCAUCAUUAAGACUGUCUGUAUCGCUUGGAAGGCUGAAACCUUUCACAUCUUCCGGUAGACAGCUCACCAGUCCUGUCACAAAAAGCUUCCAGCAACAUCGAUUUGCCGCCUCAUACAAACGCUUCAAUCAAGGUUCAUCUGCCUCAACUCAAUUUACCCUUUCACAACUUCUCCGUUCAAGAGCGACUCUAUACAUUGGUUUGGGUACUGUGGGGUUCUGUCUCUACAACCUUGAAAAUGCUCCUGUCACAAAUCGUCUCCGAUUACUCUGGAUUCCGUUCUGGUUGGAGGCAAAAAUUGGUGAUUAUUCAUACCGUCAAAUUAUGAGUGAAUAUGGUAAUCAGAUCUUGCCAACAAGCGAUCCUUUAUACCGUAGAGUGUCCAAUGUUAUGAAUAAACUCUUGGAGUCUGCCAUUUCCAACACCCCAGAUCAAUCUCAACGUGAACAUCUCAAGUCAUUACCAUGGACGAUUCAUAUUAUUCAAGUUGAUCCAAAUAAGGUCCCUCCAAAUGCUUUCAUUUUACCUAAUGGUAAAAUCUUUAUUUUCCUGUCUAUCUUGGGCAUUUGUGGUAAUGACGAUGGGUUAGCUACAGUUCUUUCACAUGAGUUGUCCCAUCAACUUGCAAGACACACUUCUGAACAGCUCUCUAAGCAACCCUUUUAUCUUGCUUUGCUGGCGAUCAUGUACAUGGCCACUGGAGUGGACUGGCUUUCCUCAGUAUUUAUCAAUGGGGUAUUGAAAAUGCCUGCUUCUCGAGAAAUGGAAGUUGAAGCUGACCAUAUCGGAUGCACUUUAAUGGCACGUCUGUGUUUUAAUAUUCACGAAUCAGUCAAGUUUUGGCAACGUAUGAGUGAUUGGGAAGCACAAGCUGAAGUACGUUCUCGUGGGGGAGGUGUCGCUGCCGCUAGUUUACAAGAGUUUUUCCUGACUCAUCCAGGAACUCCCCGUCGUAUUGCAAAUAUUGAGAAAUGGAUGCCUGAACUUGAGAAUAUUCGGGAAUCUUCAGGUUGUUAUGAACAUCAAUUUGGAUUAUUUAUGGAUAAAACUAGAAACUAUUUUAAAUAA